UAAGAUCAAUUCAUUUCAUUCAUGUUGUUCACUUCGCUUGCUUCAUUGCAAUAUUUUGAGUUUUUCUGAAAUUAUAAAAGUUAUUAACAGUUUGUAGAAAAGUAAAACACAAAAAUGUCUGUAGAUAUCAACGAUAUUGGAUCACAAAAAGUAAAGAGCAUCGCGACCGGUGAGAGCGUAGAGUUGAAAACCUUUUGGGAUGACCAGAAUGUGGCGAUCAUAUUUUUCCGACGAUGGGGAUGCAUGCUGUGCAGAUUGUGGGCUAAGGAGCUUGGUGAAAUAGCUCCAGUGCUGAACAAACACAACAUAAAGCUGAUCGGCGUUGGCGUAGAAGAGGCCGGUUCUAAGGAGUUUGUCAACGGGAAAUUCUUUGAUGGAGAUCUAUACUACGUGGAAAACAUCUCAACAUACCAGACUCUUGGCUUCAAGCGAUUCAACGUGGUCACCAUACUCACGUCUCUAUUCUGGAAGCAGUCCAGAGACGCCAUCUUCAAAGGCCGUGGAAUGGGCCUAGGGGGCGACUUGAAGGGCGAUUGGGUCCAAACUGGAGGCGCCGUGCUGGUUGAAAAGGGCGGGAAGUUGCUCCGCCAUUUUGUUCAGACUGGACCCGGUGAUCAUUUGUCCAAUAAGGACAUUCUGCAGCAUUUCGGUCUUGAGAACGAGUAUAACCCGGAGACGAUGGCAAACAAGAAACCAGAGGAAAAAGAGUGCACCACAGAAGCAAAGCCCUAGGCCUUGGCUAGCGACCCUGCAGAAGCAAUCCCUCGCCCCUAUUCACUCUAUAUGGAUGGAUCGGCGAUGUAAGCUGCAAAAAUCUUGGGUUUAGUACGCAAUCCAUUGACAAUUUUAUACUAUACUGUAUCCACGGAAGCAAGAGCUAAGAGGUAAACAAAGAAUGACACUUUUUCAAGAUGGCGGUAUAACCCGACCGAUGACAAAACGUCACAUUUUUGUGUAAAAUGUUCGCAGUAUCUGUGAUUUUGUUAUCGGUCGGGUUAUACCGCCAUCUUGAAAAAGUGUCAUUCUUUGUUUACCUUUUAGCUCUUGCUUCCGUGGAUAGAGUAUAACAUUUUGUAACUAUGAGACUGAAAAACCCGUAUUGGACGGGCUGUAGAAAUUAUUAGUAUUUUUUUUUGUUUUGUUUGUAGCUGUUUGUAUUUUUUUGCAGCGAAUUUUAUUAUAAACGUUUUUUUUCUUUCUAAUUAGAAUGAAAGAUGUGUUUUAAAAAUAAUGAAGCUACAUUUAUUUGUUUUUGAUUGAGGCUCUAUAAAAGACAAAUUGUUUUGUGAAAAAAAAUCGCAAGUAUUAUAUUAAAAGACAAAGACAUUAGGUAUAUUUUUUUGGAAAAGAGGCUUUUAACAUAGUUUGUAAAUUAAUUAAAGUCGUCAAUGGAUCGUGUAAUAAAGGACUGAAUUAUAUUUAAACAUAUAAAUGUUGUAUUUUAAAUAAUAACGUACUAUUUUUGGUGAAUGGUGUCUUUAUCGUAAACUUAUAUCAUGACAAAUUGCAUUUUCUUGUAACUUUAUAAGACUUUGUUAAAAUAUCGUAAACUAUUUAAAUCUUUAUAUGAAAAAUAUUGUAAGUAAUGCUGGUUCAGACGGUGUUUGUUUGUUGUUAAAUAUUUGCAAAAUUUAAAGUAAAAAAAAAAAGAAAAAAAGUUGGUACUGAAAUAUUUAAAUUGAAACCAAGUUUAUAUCGUCUGAACUGAGACAAGUAUCAUAAAAUAGUAAUUUCAUAAAUAUUUAAAAUGUUUAUCAAGUUUCAUAAAUAAAUAAAUAAAUAUCGAGUCUAGAUUGAGCUUAUAAUGUUCUAUAAUACUUAAAAAGUCUAAUAUCAUCUGUCUAUAAGAUAGCAAGUGAAAAAAACAUAAUUUUUCUAUUAUAUUCUCUUUGAUAUAAUUUUGAUUAUUUUUCUUUUGAGAUACAUAAUUUUGUCGAUAUAUCGAUAAUAGUGUAGUCCCUUAUCGAUAUAUUUUGUCGACCUUAGUUUUAAGUUUUAUAUCGUAAUUUUAUUCUUGUUUUACAUUUUUAUUGGCUGGAAUUUCCCAAAAAAAUAGUUUUUUUGUAAAUUAUAAGACUGUUUUAUUGGAAUUUAAAUUGGGCCUAAUUAACUUUAAGGUUUAACGAAGGCUAUGUUAUAAAAGUAUUGUUAUACCAAAUUAAAAUGGAGGCUUUUUAUUUAAAAUUUUUGAAACGCAAAAAAAUACAUUAUUUAUUAAUAUUUUUGUCUGUAGGCUUUUCAGACUCUCAUAUAAGGCAAAGUGAAGUUUUGACUGUCGCGUCAGUCAUGACGGAGAUAGUUGUGUUUUAAGUACAUUUAGUAACAUUAAAAUAUUAUCUAAUUGUCAAAUGAUACCACUAUGUCCUUUUCUGAGCACAUUUGUCUAUUUUACUGACCAUAGACCAAGCCUGUUACCUAAUUAAAAUGCCUUGUUUGAGUUUUUUCCACAGACACGUUAAAAGAAUUGAAUAUUGUAUAGAUGUCGGAAUUACAUUAUGUAUAUGCCUUAAAAUUUGAUCAGUAGUACAUAAAAUGUUGGUUUACUUAAAUUAUAAUAAGUUGACAUACUUUCCCAGAGUUUAUAGAAGUUUUUUCAAUAUAUUUGAUAAUUUUAAGAUAUUUUCCAUUUAUAUUUUUACCUUUAUGAAUAUGUAUACGUUUAGAAUUGGGUGUUUUUAUUGUAUUUUAUUAUCAAGUUUACUUUGUACGCUCAAAGUGUUUUAGAAUAAAAGUUAAUAUGGAA
This is a messenger RNA of Helicoverpa armigera (cotton bollworm), 2743 nucleotides long. RefSeq names its product prostamide/prostaglandin F synthase. Lineage: Eukaryota; Metazoa; Arthropoda; Insecta; Lepidoptera; Noctuidae. The transcript has 7 exons. The record is from RefSeq and is a predicted model, not a curated record. The coding region runs from base 115 to 732 and encodes 205 amino acids.